AUGUCAUCCAACAUUACGCUUUCGUCUAAAACUAUAGUCAAAAAUGGGUACAACAAUCAGCUUCACUACAACGUUAGAGGCUCUGUAGUAAAUUUCAAGAAUGCUCAGAUUGCUGUAGAGAGUAUUAACAUUUACAAUUCGCAAUUUAACAUUGAUUCUGAUACGUAUGAAAACAACACUUUCAAGCUAUUGAUGCCUACCGCACGUACAUUCUCAACUGUUCAAAUUACCCUAUCAAGCGGUUAUUAUAGCUAUGCAAACAUAAACUCAGCUGUCCAAGCCGCAUGCAUUUCAGCUGGCGCAUACUUGAUUGAUUCGAAUGGGAAUAAUGUGUAUUUCUUCAACCUAAGCGAAACCCCAACUUUUUACUCUGCUCAGAUCGAUUUACUCCCCGUUCCAACAGCAUUAGGAACUUACACUAGACCGCCUAGCUGUUUAUAUUCUUCUGCCGGAAGUGGUCUUCCCACCUCUUUUCCGUAUACGCCAAAGCUUGUUAUUGAUAAUGAGGAAUUUGGUUCUAUCAUUGGAUUUCCUCUUGGUCAAUGGCCGACGUCAAGCGUUUACACUAAACAAUCUUUUCUAAGUCCAAUCUCACCGCAAAUUAACCCUACCGCGUGUUAUCAAGUACGCUGUAAUUUAGUAAAAAAUCCAUACUCUAUUCCGGAUGAUAUACUGACUACAUUUAAUACCGCUGGUACGACUAUCGGUCAGCUUAUAAGUUAUCGUCCAAAUGAGUUUAAUUGGGUCAGUAUUCCGGAUGGAUCUUUUAAUUCAGUUAGAAUUACGAUCGUUGACCAAGAUGAAAGAUUUGUCAAAUUCAAUGAUAGCAACAUGCUAAUUGGAUUAUCAAUUCGUCAAAAUCCAAAUAAAAAAAUGAAUUAUUUUAUAGUUUCAGUGAUAUAG
Messenger RNA from Phytophthora sojae, 903 nucleotides. RefSeq lists its product as hypothetical. The transcript has a single exon. NCBI's taxonomy places the organism in Eukaryota, Oomycota, Peronosporomycetes, Peronosporales, Peronosporaceae. The record is from RefSeq and is a predicted model, not a curated record. Bases 1 to 903 code for a protein of 300 amino acids.